Rosa chinensis is the source of this 1942-nucleotide messenger RNA. RefSeq lists its product as uncharacterized. The record is from RefSeq and is a predicted model, not a curated record. The transcript is spliced from 3 exons. The coding region runs from base 223 to 876 and encodes 217 amino acids. Lineage: Eukaryota; Viridiplantae; Streptophyta; Magnoliopsida; Rosales; Rosaceae.
UUCUUGUCCGUUCUUCAGUGGCUUUGAAGUUUGAACCCUGCAUCAAUAUUUCUUUUCACUAUCGAUAUACAAGUACGGAGUAACUAGUAUGCUUUAUGAUUUAAUUUCUGCUUUAUCAUGAUUCAAUUUCCAUCAAAGCAAAUGGAGCCUUAUAUAUAUCCUCCCUAUGCUUUAUGUGUCGUGAAUUUGUAGAAUCAACUGUAGGUAAACUGAACUACUAUUAUGGAGGCCCCUUACAGUUCAGUCUCCAGUGAGUCUCAUUCGAUUACAAUUGGUUCCGGUUCUGGUAUUUGUAAUGAGCUAACGCCCAGCGCACCCUUUCCUGAGUAUGCUUCCAACAGGCUUAGAACAAAGGAGGAGACACAGAUUGACCCGUCGAUAAUGUCGGGUUUACAGAAUCAGGUAGAUGCCUCUGAGACAAGGCACAAGACAAAGGUUACUUCAGCAGAGUGGAAAUUUAUACUUGCUGGCGUUUGCCUAGAGGUUUUAUCUAUUGCUUUUGAUCAAGUUGCUUCCCCAACCAAAGGCGGCUAUGCACUAUUAGGUCUAUUUUUCGUUUUUGCUGCUCUAGUCCUCAGCCUCUGGGAACUCAUUCACCAGUAUAGAAAGGAAAGAGCCAAAUCCAGGAGAGUUGGAGUUCGGCGGUUUCAUGAUCAUCGACGAUCAAAAAAUCCACGAUCAUUUUAUGCAGUUUUGGGUAGUAGUUCCAUCAUAUAUGGAUUAGUUUUUGGCAUCACUCAGUGUAUUUGCUCGAUUGUUCAGUGUGUUUUCUUCCUUCGCCACGGGGAUAAUCCUAUAAAAGCAUCACUUUCGCCUGCCGUCUUUCUUAUUUGUAUGGCAAUUAAAAAAUUUAUUUGCCCAUAUGCUGGUGAAUAAGAUCAAGCCAAGUGGAUUUUCUGAGGUCCCAUUUCUUUAAGGUGCCAACAAGAAAACACACACACGCUUUCUCUUGAAACAGUACGUUAGAGAGAGAACAGAUCUGAAACCCGUUUUCCCUCCCCCUCCUCUCUAGCUCAGAUCUAGAUCCCUCUGGAUCCAGAUCGAAGGUUUAAGAGUUGGGGGCGGCUCCUCUGUCCGGGCUCUGUCCCUGCUUUCCCCUUUUUCCUGUGUUUUAGUUCUCUGGUUUUAGCUCAGCUCUUCCAUUCAGUUUGAAUCUUCCAACAAUGUGGCCAAGAUCCUUACUGCUCUCCUUCCAUGGUCAUCCCUACACCUCCCUCACCUUUGUUUUUCUUUUCCUCUUUGUUUGGUUUCUUGGUGAGAUCGUUUCUCUUGGUGAAUGGGUGCAAACUUUCUCUUUUCCUUCUCCGUUGGCAGCUUUCCCCCUUUUGGGACAAGGAAGAAUACUUGGCUGCUAGCUCGUUCCGAGUCUCUUUCACGGAGCACUUCGGCGGGAACCUCGACGACGAGAACUCAGGUUGAGCUUCUCGGUUCGACCUCCUUCUGGGAGACCUUCUGUCGAUUUACGUUUAUGGGGGUACAGAGAUGGAGAUCUAGAUUUGCUUACCAGAGAUCUUCGGAGGCUCGAUUUCGACAAAUGAAUCAUUCUUGCAGAUUUUGGUUGCUGCCUUGCUCCGUUGCUGUCGGCAGAGUUGGGCGGCGGUUGGUUCUUGAUUCGACUUGGUGGACAUGGACUGGGCUCGGUUUUUGGCCUAUGUGUUGGGCCUCGGUUUGUUACUCUACGUUUCCUAGUUUUAGGGCUGCUUUUGUAACUCCCUCGGGAGCUUGUCCUUUAUGGACCUUGUACCCUUUAUGGGCUGUUGCCUUUUAAUGCAUUGUUCCUACUUAAUCAGAAAAAAAAGCUAAGUGGCUUACUUUUUGCAGAGAAAGAGGAACCUAUGAGACGCGGAGCUAGCUAUAGGUUUCCGUAUUUAAGGGCCAGUUCUUUCUUGUACAUUCGUCUUUUAAUUUGAUUUAAUCUUAGUAUUGCCUCCUUAUUUGUGUC